Molecule: messenger RNA, 743 nt
Organism: Halteromyces radiatus
Lineage: Eukaryota; Fungi; Mucoromycota; Mucoromycetes; Mucorales; Cunninghamellaceae
Product: histidine phosphatase superfamily
Exons: 3
Coding region: 11-685 (224 amino acids)
Biological process (GO): fructose 2,6-bisphosphate metabolic process; regulation of pentose-phosphate shunt; fructose 1,6-bisphosphate metabolic process
Cellular component (GO): cytosol
Molecular function (GO): fructose-2,6-bisphosphate 2-phosphatase activity
Source: RefSeq, a predicted model, not a curated record
UUUUUUUUUAAUGGUUCUUAUUACGUUGGUUCGACAUGGCAAUACAGAUGCAAACAAUCAACGUAUACUUCAAGGUCAAACAGAUACAAUAUUGAAUGAUAUGGGACAUCGCCAAGCAAGUCUAGUGGCCAAUCGCCUAAAACAAGAACGAUUCGAUAAGAUAUAUUGUAGCGACUUACUUCGGUGCCAACAGACGGCUCAAGCCAUCCGAGAUCAUCAUGUGGAUACCCCUAUUACACUAGUACGUGAACUCCGGGAACGUAGUUUUGGUGAUUUAUCUGGCCUAUCAAUAAAACAUGUCUUUGCACAGAGUAAUCAACAAAAAAUGGAUGCGUCUACUUUUGUAAAGAAUCAUGGUGGUGAAACUGAAAAGGAAUUUGCGAAAAGGGUGAUUGAUGCGUAUAUCAAUAUUGUCAAUGAAGCAACACAAGAAGGAUAUCAACAUAUAUUGAUUGUUUCACAUGGUGGAUGUCUUCGAUCAUUAUGUUUAUGGUGGACAUCGACAACUAAAUACGAAUAUGAUGGUGAUUUGGAUCGAUUACGGCGUGGACAUCAUGGCAAUACUGGAGUCAGUCAAGUACGUGUUUCACAAGGCAAUCCAACUGUAGGUGUGGUGGAAUUGUUUAGUUGUUCUAAUCAUUUGAAUAGUAUAGAUUCCACUUUUGAUAUUCCCCCUUCUGUUUAGUUACCUUAUUGAUUUAGUCUACUGAAAUUAAAAAAAUAAAGUAUAUCAUUUGACUGGA